This is a messenger RNA of Metopolophium dirhodum (rose-grain aphid), 2542 nucleotides long. RefSeq lists its product as uncharacterized. The record is from RefSeq and is a predicted model, not a curated record. The coding region runs from base 229 to 1311 and encodes 360 amino acids. NCBI's taxonomy places the organism in Eukaryota, Metazoa, Arthropoda, Insecta, Hemiptera, Aphididae. The transcript has a single exon.
AACAACACAUUUUUUACGAGAAACCAAUUUUUCCCUGUGUGAGUCAUGAACACACGCAGGCACGUGUGUGCACAGGUUUUGGAAAACACGUUCGAGCCGAACACACAACGCCGACAGAUUAAAAAAUAAUUGUUGGCGGUGGAGUAGUGAGCUAUUAGGACGUGUUACCGUGACGUCCCCGUUCGUCUGAAUCGCAACGUACCCUAAGCACCGACGACGACGACAACGAUGCGUUGUUUGCCGGUCAUCUGGUUGCCACUGGCCCUGGCCGUACUUAUCACCAGCAGGUGUGCAAUCGGCGCACCGACCAGGUCGCAGCUGCGACAGAUGAUCGCCAUGAUUCUAUACGAGGACGUGCUGUACAAUGACGUGCUGUCGGAGAAGGUGAUACUGGAUCUAUCCGACAAUUUGCCACCAGGGUUCAAAGAAACGGUGAAGAACCUCGAAAACGUAGACCCAUUGGAGUCACUUUUCGCACUUAGCACACCACAUGAGUACUAUUCGGGCGACAACCUGAAUCUGAGUGCGACCAUCCUCGGGAAGUCGCUCACGUGCCUGAUGCACAAGCGCGUGGCCUUCCAUCUGUCGCUGACUAUUGGGAUGAUUCAAAAUAAAGAGAAUCGGGUGAAAUUUCAGAUGCGGGCACGCGUAUUCACGAACGCCAUUCCCUACUACAUCGACAUGUCAGCAGCCAUCUACAAAAAAUAUGACGAGCUGUUGGACGUGUAUGACAUGUUGCACGGCAUGUUUUCAUCGCUGGAAAUAGUGGAGGACGCUGAGUAUGAGGCUAACAUCGAACAAAUUAAAAAAAAAAUGGUAUUUCUGACCGGCGUCAUCAAGUCGUCUUGCGUGGUCAACGAAAUGAAACAGUACUGCAGUAGCCUCCAGCUGGAGAAUUUAGAAAAUUGCGCGGACAAGAUUACUGAGGAAGAUAUCGUAUCAGAAUUGGAUGUCAACACUUACGUAGCGACGCUAAUGGAAAACGAGAACGACAUAUUUAAUUUGUUUGACGAGAUGGACGUGCUUAGAAGUAUGCACAUGGACGCGUGGAAGGUCUGGUUGAAAACACCGGAUUUACCACCAGUCACUGAAACAGAAGAAUUCAUAAGGACGCCGCUGCCCAAGUACAGGGAUGAAGUCGAAGAAAUCAUUGCAACUAGAGAGCUUGCUAUUAAAGAGGAAAACGCUUUAGCACAAGCUAUGGCUGAGAAAGCGACGAAGAUAUCUGUGGAAAUAAUAAAACCACCAGAGGAGGGAAAGCCACCUGCUGAUUCACAGGCAGGACCGUCGGAUGCAGCGACACCAGACUAAAACCUUUGGAAUUCUAUCGCGUUCGUCGAAGUUAUUCACUCACUUAUUAAUUUUUGUAAUUUAUCACAUUACGGUUAUUUUAACCUUCUACAGGUAUCAUAUACAUAUUAUAAUUAUAUCUUAGUUUUAUAUAAAUAAUAAUGUUUUAUUAAUUAUAUCAUUAAAAUAUUGUGUAAAUGUCACUACAUUUACCUAAUAUGUUUCAUUUAAAUAAUUGCUGUUGAGCAAAUAUUAAUAAACCAUUUAGUUAAAAAUCAUAAUUGUAUACUUCAAAACCAAUUGGAUAAUAUUGAUUUUUAUAAAAUAAAUUCAUACCGAAUCACAGUAAAAAUAAACCUUUUUUGGUCGAUAUCACGAAAAUAUUAUAUGAUUCGUAAUAAUAAUACACUCAAUGUCCCAAACUUGCUAAUUGCUAUGUAGGUACGCUCGCGUUUUUUACUCUUGUUUUAUCUACAGUUCACAUUGUGUGUUUUUGUAAUAAAUGUUAUACCUACGUAUAUAAUCAGCUUUACAUUACACAUUACACAAUUAUAAUAAUAUCAUUGACUAAAAUAACUGUCUUCGGAUAAUUUCUGAAAUAAAACAAAGUCGCUUCUAAAACAUCAAGGUCUAAGCCAUCUAUUACGGUGCUCUGACAAGUUUAUUGCGGAAAUGGGUGCAGAAAAAUCUGACUCACUACAGAUAUAGACGCCGCCUAGACAAUCUAUUGACUAUUUUUAGACUUCAUUCUAUUGCCCCUCCCCUUCAAAGCACCUCCAAAUACUCAAACAGGCCUCACAGCCCCCUCUCUGAAAGCCACUUCCCAUUAAACCAAUAUCAUUCGACAACACUUUCUUUCUACAAUUGGAAAAUACAAAUUAUCGAUUUAACUUAAAAUUCACAAUUAACAAACUACUUACCGAAGAAUCGAAUGAAAUUGAAAUCGGAUUUAACAUUUAUGUGCAACGUUGCCAUAUUAUGAUUUAAUUAACUAUCCAACGACUUACCAAGUGGAAUUUUUUGUUAGCGAAAACUUGAAGUGUAAAGAAAAAUAAUAAAAAUCAUAAUAAUAUUAUAUAAUAUAUUGUUAAAAUACGUUGGAUGUAAUAAAUGUGUAAGUACCCAUAUAUUAUAUUUUUUUUUCACUCCAUCAAUUAAAUUACAGCCUUCAGUAUUUUAAUUAAUCAACUGCUAUAAUCAAAUUAAAUGUGUGAUAAAAAUAUUAUAACAAUAUUGCUUUAUAAAUAAUGGG